AUGCCUGUAACCCCGUUCAAAGUGACCGACAACUACAGAUAUCUGAAUGGGUUCGGGGGAUACAAGGAGAGUGAGGCAGUCGAUGGCGCGCUGCCUCUAGCAGCCAACUCACCCCAAAAAUGCCCGUACGGCUUGUACAACGAGAAACUCAGCGGCACAGCCUUCACAGCACCCCGCGAUGAGAAUAAACAGACAUGGCUGUAUCGCAUACUGCCCAGCGCCAGCCACCAGAACUUCCAGCCGGUGCCUGCAGAGUCCUCACAGUCGCUCACAUCGCCGACGCCCGAGUUUGGGAAGCAUUUCAAUGCUAUCCCCAACCAGCUACGAUGGGACCCCUUCGACUUCGACGAGAAAUCAACGUGGAUUCACUCGUUACACCUCGUCGCCGGCGCAGGUGAUCCGCAGAUGAAGCAGGGUCUGGGCAUAUACAUCUAUGCUGCUGGCACGUCGAUGCCGGAGAAGUCUGCCUUCUACAGCGCAGACGGCGACUUCCUGAUCGUUCCACAACACGGCACGCUCGACAUACGAACGGAGCUGGGUCGCUUGCUCGUCCGACCAAACGAGAUCGCUGUCAUCCCACGUGGUAUUCGCUAUAAUGUAAGCCAUACCGAGCCAGUACGCGGAUAUAUCCUGGAAUUGUAUCAAGGUGCCUUCCAGCUCCCUGAGCUCGGUCCGAUCGGCAGCAAUGGCCUCGCCAACGCUCGGGACUUUCAAACGCCCGUCGCAGACUUCAUCGAGGACUUCUCUGGCGACAACACCUGGACAUUAUACGCCAAAUUCGGCGGCAACCUCUUCUCCGCCCAACAGAACCACACUCCCUUCGACGUCGUUGCCUGGCACGGGACUUUCUACCCCUACAAGUACGACCUCGGCCGCUUUAAUCCCGUGGGCAGCAUCUCGUACGAUCAUCCUGACCCAUCGAUCUUCACCGUCCUCUCUGCUCCCUCACAUGCUCACGGCCACGGUACGGCAGUCGCCGACUUCGUCAUCUUCCCGCCACGCUGGCUCGUUGCCGAGAAUACUUUCCGGCCGCCGUGGUACCACCGCAACACGAUGUCCGAAUUCAUGGGCUUGAUCGGAGGCUCCUACGAUGCGAAAGGUGCUGGCAAAGGUGGCUUCCAGCCUGCAGGCGCAAGUCUACACAACACGAUGAGCGGGCACGGACCAGAUAUGCAGACGUUCGAAAAGGCGAGCAAUGGUGACUUGCCGCCUGCCAAAGUUGGAGAGGGUAGCAUGGCUUUCAUGUUCGAGAGCUGUCUGAUGCUAGGGGUGACGGAAUGGGGGUUGAAGACCUGUGCGAAGGUGCAGGAGAGUUAUAAUGAGCACAGCUGGGAGCCGUUGAAGGUGCAUUGGAAGAGGCCGGAGAGUGAGAGGGGGUUGAGUGGGAGGGAGAAGAGGAAUGGGGUUGGGGAUGCGAGGGAUGGGAGUAGUGUGCAUGAUAUCAAGUAG
Cyphellophora attinorum is the source of this 1449-nucleotide messenger RNA. RefSeq names its product Homogentisate 1,2-dioxygenase. The transcript is spliced from 2 exons. Lineage: Eukaryota; Fungi; Ascomycota; Eurotiomycetes; Chaetothyriales; Cyphellophoraceae. The coding region runs from base 1 to 1449 and encodes 482 amino acids. Gene Ontology annotation, cellular component: cytoplasm. Gene Ontology annotation, biological process: L-phenylalanine catabolic process. The record is from RefSeq and is a predicted model, not a curated record. Gene Ontology annotation, molecular function: homogentisate 1,2-dioxygenase activity.